Punctularia strigosozonata HHB-11173 SS5 is the source of this 435-nucleotide messenger RNA. RefSeq lists its product as uncharacterized. The record is from RefSeq and is a predicted model, not a curated record. The coding region runs from base 1 to 435 and encodes 144 amino acids. The transcript has a single exon. NCBI's taxonomy places the organism in Eukaryota, Fungi, Basidiomycota, Agaricomycetes, Corticiales, Punctulariaceae.
AUGACGGUGGUGAGGAUCAAUGGAUGGGACGACCAUAACUUCCUGCGGGCAAGAUGGAUCAAAGCACCAGAGAGGAGGAGACCCGGCCAGACCAGCGCGCAUGUAGCAGCCACCCUCCGUACGGAAAAGAUCGCCAAUGAUGCAAUUAGAUGGGGGAUAACAAUCCGAGGUAAGAGCUGCAAUGUAAGGAGACUGACGAAGGAGGCCACUAGGUGCAAUAGAUGUCAAAGGUUUGGGUGCCACUUCGCAGCCCAAUGCCGAGAAAUUCACAACACUUGUGGAACGUGCGGCAGCAUCUCGUACGCAACCGCCAAAUGUGAGUACAAAGAUAAGCACGAGAAACAUUACUGUGUAAAUUGUAGGCAGGCAGGACACGCCGCUUGGAGCUGUGACUGCCCAACCCUGAAGGAGAAGAAUCGCGAGGUCAACGAAUGA